AUGAUUGAAAUUCUACAGUUUCUAUCAAGAACAUCAUCACAAGGUUGGGUACUUACAUUUUUUUCAUCAAUUAUAUGUAUAUUUGGAACAUUAAUUAUAUAUUUUGAUGAUAUUUAUUAUUUUAUUUUUCCAAAACUGAUUACAUCAAGAUAUAAAUUUAAAUUAAAAGAAAAUUAUUCAUUUCUUAAUGGAUCAUUAGCAUUAAGUUCUGGUUGUUUAAUUAUAACUUCAUUAUAUAGAUUAUUACCUGAAGCUCAUAAAUAUUUAUUAAAACUGCAAGAAAACACCAAGAAAGAUGAAGAAGAAAUAAGUAAAAAAUAUUUACAAUUUUAUUUAAUGAUUAGUUAUUUUGGUGGGAUUUUAAUUUGUUUAUUUUUUAAUUUUGCUUUACAUUUAUUAACUAGUGAAAGUAUUGUUCAUUGUAAUCAUGGAAAUAAUGUUAAAGGUGAAGAUGAAGAAGAAAUAAAUCAUCAUUAUGAUGGACAUCAUCAUUCUCAUAAUAAUAAUAAUAGUCAACAUAAUCAUCAACAUUCUCAUUCUCAUAAUCAAAAAGAUCAUUCUCAUUCUCAUUCUCAUUCGGAAGAUCUUGACUCAAAUAUUAAUUUAAAAGAUGAUACUUCUUCAAAACCUUCAAGAGUAGAUGAUCCAAAUUCAGCAGAUAUUCAAGAAUAUUUUCCACCAUCAGCUCCUCAAGAACAUAAUCAUUCAGUCCAUAUGGAAGUAAGAGAUCAUGAAAAUACACCAUUAAUAAGAAAAACAUUAAAACCAAGAAAAUCAUUAAUUCAAAUGUUUUUAUCACAUCAUGAAAAUGAAGAAACUUCAGGUGAAUGUAAAGGUUAUUCAUCAGCUGAAUUAUGUACUUAUAAAAAUCAUGAACAUUCAAAUAAUUCACAAGAUAAAUUACAUUUUUGUGAAAUUCCUCAAUUAACUAAUAAUGAUUCAAAUGAAGAUGGAUCAACUGAAGUAGAAGAUGAUGAUGAAUCACAACGUCAUAAUCAACAUGACCAACACCACCAUCAAAAUCAUCAACAAAAUGAAGUAUUCCAUUCAAAUCAAUCACAUCAUUCUCAUGAAAUUGAUCAUCAUCAUCAUGUAAACUCACCAUUAUCAAGAUUAUUAUUGAUUGGUAUUCAAACAACAUUAGCAAUAACAUUACAUAAAUUACCAGAAGGAUUUAUAACAUAUAUUACUUCUGAAACAAAUCCUAAAUUAGGUAUAUCUAUAUUUAUAAGUCUUGUAUUACAUAAUUUCACAGAAGGUUUUUCAAUGUGUUUACCAUUAUAUUAUUCAAUGUCACAAACUUCAAAAUUUGCUAAAUUAAAAGCAGUUUUAAUUAGUUCAUUAUUAGGUGGAUUAUCACAACCUGCUGGUGCUUUUUUGGGUUACUUAUUUUUGAAAUUUAAUUCUAAAAAUUACAAUUUACAAAAUUUAAAUUUUAUAUUUGGUUUAACUAUGAGUUUAACUAGUGGAUUUUUAACGGUUAUUUCAUUGUCAAUGUAUGGAAGUGCUGUAUCAUUUGGUGGUGAUAUGAAUUUUGUUAUGAUUUGGUGUAUUAUUGGAAUAAUGGUGAUUGGUUUAUCAACAAUUUUUUCAAGUUAG
Molecule: messenger RNA, 1599 nt
Organism: Lodderomyces jiufengensis
Lineage: Eukaryota; Fungi; Ascomycota; Pichiomycetes; Serinales; Debaryomycetaceae
Product: Zn(2+) transporter
Exons: 1
Coding region: 1-1599 (532 amino acids)
Biological process (GO): zinc ion transmembrane transport
Cellular component (GO): membrane
Molecular function (GO): zinc ion transmembrane transporter activity
Source: RefSeq, a predicted model, not a curated record